Molecule: messenger RNA, 3835 nt
Organism: Balaenoptera acutorostrata (minke whale)
Lineage: Eukaryota; Metazoa; Chordata; Mammalia; Artiodactyla; Balaenopteridae
Gene: USP2
Product: ubiquitin specific peptidase 2
Exons: 14
Coding region: 356-2167 (603 amino acids)
Biological process (GO): protein deubiquitination
Cellular component (GO): cytoplasm
Molecular function (GO): cysteine-type deubiquitinase activity
Source: RefSeq, a predicted model, not a curated record
AGAGUCCUGCCUCUGGGCUGGCCACUGCACUCCCUGCCCUGCUGGGGAAGGAGAAGCCCCCAGAUCCUCUCCAGUGUCCCCAGACACAGAGAACUUAAGAUGGAUGACCCCUUCAUCGAGUGGACACUCUCAGAUGCCCAGGAAGGGGUUGAUGGUCCUAACCAGUCUUAACUGGCUGGAGCAUGCACUGGACACAGCUGACUCCAAGCUCCUGAAAAACAACUUGGGCAAACAUCGUACGGUUUAGUCUGAGUAAGAUCUGGAGGAUGUGCAAGUCUUUUGUAGCAACAACUAAAGCGACCUUAACAGUGAGGCCCAUGAGGCUCCCAGUUCCCACUGAGUGCCGCCCUGAAGGAUGUCCCAGCUCUCCUCCACCCUGAAGCGCUACACAGAAUCGGCCCGCUACACAGAUGCCCCUUAUGCCAAAUCAGGCUAUGGCAUCUACACUCCCUCCUCCUACGGGGCCAACCUGGCUGCCUCCUUCCUGGAGAAGGAGAAGCUUGGUUUCAAGCCCGGCCCCCCCACCAGCUUCCUCACCCGUCCCCAUACGUACGGCCCCCCCUCCAUCCUGGACUAUGAUGGAGGCCGCCCCCUGCUGAGACCCGAUGUCGUCGGGGGUGCUAAGCGUGCGGAGAGCCAGACUUGGGGCACCGAGCGGCCUUCAGGGAGUGGACUCAGCGGGGGCAGUGGAUUCCCUUAUGGAGUGACCACCAGCUCCCUCAGCUACCUGCCCAUCAAUGCCCGCGACCAGGGGGUAACCCUGACCCAGAAGAAGUUGAACAGUCAAUCAGACCUGGCCCGGGAUUUCUCCAGCCUCCGGACCUCAGAUAGCUACCGGCUAGACCUGGGCCGCAGCCCCAUGCUGGCCCGCACGCGCAAGGAGCUGUGUGCCCUGCAGGGGCUCUACCAAGCAGCCAGCCGCUCCGAGUACCUGGCCGACUACCUGGAGAACUACAGUCGCAAGGGCAGCGCACCGCAGGUGCCCACCCAGGCCCCUCACUCACGAGUCCCUGAAGUCCUCAGCCCCACCUACCGACCGAGUGGCCGUUACACUCUGUGGGAGAAGGGCAAGGGCCAGGCCCCUGUGUCUGGCUGCUCCAGCUCCCCAGGGCGAAACACCAUGAAUUCUAAGAGCACCCAGGGUCUGGCUGGUCUUCGAAACCUUGGGAACACGUGCUUCAUGAACUCCAUUCUGCAGUGCCUGAGCAACACCCGGGAGCUGAGGGACUACUGCCUCCAGAGGCUCUACAUGCGGGACCUCGGCCACAGCAGCAGUGCACACACAGCCCUUAUGGAAGAGUUUGCAAAACUAAUCCAGACCAUAUGGACCUCAUCCCCCAAUGAUGUGGUGAGCCCCUCUGAGUUCAAGACCCAGAUCCAGAGAUACGCACCGCGCUUCGUCGGCUAUAAUCAGCAGGACGCUCAGGAGUUUCUUCGCUUCCUUCUGGACGGGCUCCACAAUGAGGUGAACCGGGUCACAGCGAGGCCCAAGUCCAACCCCGAAAACCUCGACCAUCUUCCUGAUGAUGAGAAAGGGCGCCAGAUGUGGAGGAAAUAUCUAGAACGGGAAGACAGUCGGAUCGGGGAUCUCUUUGUCGGGCAGCUGAAGAGCUCCCUGACGUGUACGGAUUGUGGUUACUGUUCUACAGUCUUCGAUCCCUUCUGGGACCUGUCUCUGCCCAUUGCUAAGCGAGGUUAUCCUGAGGUGACGUUAAUGGACUGCAUGAGGCUCUUCACCAAAGAGGACGUGCUUGAUGGCGAUGAAAAGCCAACGUGCUGUCGCUGCCGAGCCAGAAAGCGGUGUAUCAAGAAGUUCUCCAUCCAGAGGUUCCCAAAGAUCUUGGUGCUCCAUCUGAAGCGGUUCUCAGAAUCCAGGGUACGAACCAGCAAGCUCACAACAUUUGUGAAUUUCCCACUAAGAGACCUGGACUUGAGAGAAUUUGCCUCAGAAAACACCAACCACGCUGUUUACAACCUGUAUGCUGUGUCCAAUCACUCCGGAACCACCAUGGGCGGCCAUUACACAGCCUACUGCCGGAGCCCGGUGACAGGCGAAUGGCACGCGUUCAAUGACUCCAGCGUCUCCCCCAUGUCCUCCAGCCAAGUGCGCACCAGCGACGCCUACUUGCUCUUCUACGAGUUGGCCAGUCCACCCUCCCGCAUGUAGCAACGAGGAGCUACAUCUCAUCCUUCCCCGUGGUGGCCCUACACCCUAAGUUUUUUUAAAAAGGCAAAAAAAGGCAAAAAAAAAAACCACCUGACUAAUAAGCGAAAAAUAAAGGAAAGUGACGCUGCCGAGCAGGAGUUGCUGCAGCCUGGCCGGGGUCUGGAGUGGGGAGCCUGGUGUCCCCGAGCCCCGCCUGGCAGGGAAGAUCGGCAGGACACAGACCGAGCCAGCACAGUGUCCCUCGGCUUCUCAUGUUUGCAUUUGUAAGCUUGUGGUUUCUUCCUGUGUGUGAUAAACAACAGCCGCCUGUGGGGAGAAAAGAUCCUCAUCCACUGGCCCACUGGCCGAGGCUCCAGCCCUGGCCUCCCGGAAAGACAGCGCCCUCUGGAGCCUGCUGGGGAGGAUCGCCGCCCGUCUUCACCUGGACCCUGUUCACCGGUCCAGGAGCAAGAAAAACACCCAUGAGCCAAGAGCCCUCUUAACGCUGCUAACUCCAGGGGGACAGAUGAGGGGGACGUCUUUGAAAAAAGCUGGUUUUGGUUUUUAAAAGCCCACCUUUUUUUUUUUUAAUUUACCGUAACUAAAGUUUUCAGACUGGAGAUGCUCUCUUUCACACCUCUUCACAGCUGGGACAUUGUGCUGGUCAUUUUUCUUUUUUUCCCUUAAUUCUUCAAAAUACAGCUUUUCUCGUGCCAGCCCCCAGUGGUGCUAGGUGGGAGUUGGCCAGGCCCCAAGCACAGCCACAGUAGACUGGGCUCUGACAGGUUUUUUGUUUGUUUUUUUAACAUUUUGGAUGGAAUCUAGUUGCCUCCAAGAAUUGUGCCUUAUAGCAUUUGGGGACCAGGGGGUAACUGCCCCUCCCUGAAAUAUCCCUCAGCCUCUUCCCUUUUCCCCAGUGCCAUGUUCAGAACCGCGGGGGGAGCCUCAGGGUCGUGCCCGUAGCCCCUGGCUUGUUUUGCAUUGCAGUGAGGUGAAGAGGAGAGCAGGUAAAAGGAGAUUUCUUCUGAUAGUGUUAUCAAGUUCUUCCCGCCCGCUUCCUCUAACCCAGCCCCGGGCUACUCCCCAGCUGUUGGAAGGAUAGCACGAGCCCCUUACCCUCGAGCUUCUCUCACCUUUAAUUUAUUCCUCCUUAACUAGCUUUUUCUCUCCGACCUUCCUGCCCCACCUCCCCUUCUCAGAGCCUCCUGACGUAGGCCCUUUGGACCGAGUUUCUCAGGGAUGCCCAUGCCGCCCCCAGCUCCUCUUGGCAUCGGUCUACAGUCCAACCUGGGAGCUGGAGCCUGGGUGUUUGGGGACAUCUUGCCUCGGUUGUAUGGUUCUUUCCCAUGGGCUUGAUUCUGCCCUAAGUAGUUGGGCAAAACUCUGUGCUGUCCCCUAGAAAGAAGCUGUUCAGCACCAAGGCACGGAGGUCUGUGCUUGGAGCUCUCUGCACACCCACACAGCUGGGCCCCACUUGUGCCCCUCGGAGUCCAGAACUUUCCAGUGUUCCCAGGAGGCAUCAGAAAAAGACACCCUGAGUCUAACUGGCCUGACACCCUUCUCCAGGGAAGACCUGUGAACCUGAGCCAAAGGGCUGGUGUACACUUGUUUACUGUGUAAGCAAGAGUAGAAGAAUGUGUGAUGUACAGUGGAACCUUGUACAGAAUAAAUAAUAGCUUUGAGAAAUAA